AUGUCAACGGUAACGUGUGAAAAUGAUAGUGAUUAUGAAUUAAUUAGUCAAAUUCAACAAAAAUUAGUAUUUGAUAAAUUGACCCCGUCAGAAUGUACUGGUGAAGUUCUCAAUGGUUUAAUGUUAGAAUGGAAUCAACUGAAAGCUGAGAUAACAGACGAGUCUAAAACGUCAUUUCAUUAUGAUGCAAAAACAACUGAAAAAGUUCGUUUUGAUACAGAAGCAACUGAACUGAAAGAUCGUGAUGGUGGUGGCGGCAAUAAUUCAAUAACUGCUUUGCGAAUACGUCGUCAACAAUCAAGUGAUAGGAGUUUAAAUUCAUCACCACGAAAAAAGACGGGAAAGAUACGGAUUAAAGCAGCAUUAGACAUUUUAUAUGUUUAUCGUAGUUGUUAUCUGGAAGUAGUCGACGUACCAAUUAUAUCAACAACCGAUUUAACAUUAAAACGGAUAUCGGGAACAAGUGAUGAUGGUGAUGCUAUACAACGAGAAUUUCAAGCCGUACAAAAUCAUCCUUCCGUACAUUUAUCUCGGUCUAUAACGGUCACUGGUGAUCGAAGUCCAUCCGUAGAAAAGUAA
Molecule: messenger RNA, 579 nt
Organism: Didymodactylos carnosus
Lineage: Eukaryota; Metazoa; Rotifera; Eurotatoria; Philodinida; Philodinidae
Source: the annotation of a GenBank genome assembly